GUCCGCGGGGCGCCGGGAGCAGGCCGGCGGCGGGGCGGCCGCGCGCCGGGGCCAUGCCGCGCUCCUUCCUUGUGGACUCGCUGGUGCUGCGCGAGGCCGGCGAGAAGAAGGCGCCGGAGGGCAGCCCGCCGCCGCUCUUCCCCUACGCGGUGCCGCCGCCGCACGCCCUGCACGGCCUCUCCCCGGGCGCCUGCCACGCGCGCAAGGCCGGGCUGCUGUGCGUGUGCCCGCUCUGCGUCACCGCCUCCCAGCUGCACGGGCCCCCCGGGCCGCCCGCGCUGCCCCUGCUCAAGGCGUCCUUCCCGCCCUUCGGCUCGCAAUACUGCCACGCGCCCCUGGGCCGCCAGCACUCGGCCGUGUCGCCCGGGGUCGCUCACGGCCCCGCCGCCGCCGCCGCCGCCGCCGCGCUCUACCAGACCUCGUACUCGCUCCCCGACCCCAGGCAGUUCCACUGCAUCUCCGUGGACAGCAGCUCGAACCCGCUGCCCAGCAGCAAGAGGAUGCGUACGGCGUUCACCAGCACGCAGCUGCUAGAGCUGGAGCGCGAGUUCGCCGCCAACAUGUACCUGUCCCGCCUGCGCCGCAUCGAGAUCGCGACCUACCUGAAUCUGUCGGAGAAGCAAGUGAAGAUCUGGUUCCAGAACCGCCGGGUGAAGCACAAGAAGGAGGGCAAGGGCAGCAACCACCGCGGCGGCGGCGGCGGGGGCGCGGGGGCGGGCGAGGGCGCACCGCAGGGCUGCAAGUGCGCGUCGCUCUCCUCCGCUAAAUGCUCCGAGGACGACGAUGAAGUGCCCAUGUCUCCGUCCUCUUCGGGGAAGGAUGACCGCGAUCUCACGGUCACUCCCUAGGUGCACGCCUCCCCAGGGAGUCCACCCCAGACACUCCCCGCGCGUGGCUCCAAGACUGGUCCUUGGACACGGCACUGUUUCCCAGGCACCCACUGCCUAAGGCGGUCGCGCACGGACGUAGCGCGAUUUUGCAGGGGUCUUCCGUCCUGGGAAGAGUCAAGAGCUUGGCUGACCUGACCUUGUUGUCCCCACCCCAGGGCGCGCGGCUAUCCAAAGCGGACUCCCAGCUAUGAACACACCGCAAGCGCGCGAAUCUUUCUCGGCCAGGCGACAGAGCGGCCCGGCCCAGCCCAGCGCCUUGCCGGCGGCCGGCGCCUCCUCGCCCGCCAGCUCCGGACUGGCUCAGGCUUUCUCGCUUCCUCGGCUCUUCUCCACCCUGGGCCAAGCUCGGCCUUUCACCUCUAGGGUGCCCAUUCGCUCCUCCCUCUUUUUUUUUUUUUUUUUUUUUUUUUGUCUUUCCCUCCCCACCUCUUUGCUACGGUGAUUAAUCCACUUCCCCCAACCGCCAUACACACUUAGGAACUCCUGGGUUUUGGUGUUUUUCUUUUCCUUUCUCCUCCCCUCCCGCAGAGCCCCCUUGAAGUUCAUCGUUCGUUUGUCGCCCCCCAUCCGACCCUGCUGUGCUCAUGGCUCUUCUUCCACGAGAGAAACUGCCUGUCGGGAAGCCGGUUCACUUUGUCUUGGAGUCGCUCUGCGUUUCCCCCAGAGUCCCCCUGUCUGCCUCUGAGGACACUCGUCUCCCAUACCCCAGCCCUGCCCCGGCCUAGCUUGUCAUUGUAAGGUCUCUGUAAUGCCAGAAGAUAUUUAUUUAUUUAUUUAUGUACAAAAUUUUAAAUAAACUUUUUUUUUUCCUU
Messenger RNA from Bubalus bubalis (water buffalo), 1702 nucleotides. It is a transcript of the gene GSX1, whose product is annotated as GS homeobox 1. Gene Ontology annotation, cellular component: nucleus. Bases 54 to 848 code for a protein of 264 amino acids. NCBI's taxonomy places the organism in Eukaryota, Metazoa, Chordata, Mammalia, Artiodactyla, Bovidae. Gene Ontology annotation, molecular function: sequence-specific double-stranded DNA binding; DNA-binding transcription factor activity, RNA polymerase II-specific. Gene Ontology annotation, biological process: regulation of DNA-templated transcription. The transcript has 2 exons. The record is from RefSeq and is a predicted model, not a curated record.